AUGAAAGCCUAUUACCACGAUGGUCUUGAGAUCAAAGAUAGAAGUUUCCCUCAUGAAAGCACAGAAGAAGUUUCUCUUGAAGAGCUAAAUAAUAUAGGAGUAUACAUUUAUCAUUUUGACCAAGUUUCUUCUGUCGACCAGCUUUCAAAAGAACGCAAUUAUAUGGCAAGAGAUGAGAUUGAAAUUUCUCCGAAAUCUUGUGGCAGUUGGGAAAAUUACCAGAUACAACUAGACAAGUAUUACAUUGAGCAUUUGCAUGAAGAUGAAGAAAUUCGGUAUGUACUUGAUGGUGCUGGUUACUUUGAUAUUCGAAACAACACUCAAGAUCGCUGGAUCAGAGUACACCUAACAAAGGGUGAUUUGGUUAUUGUUCCUGCCGGAAUAUAUCAUCGGUUUGCUCCAACAACUGACCAUUACAUUAAAAAUAUGAGACUCUUCCAAAACAGACCAAAGUGGAUGGCCAUAAAUCGUCCAGAGGCAGAUACAACAACUUUCAGAAAAAAAUAUUUAAAAGAAAUUAAGAUUAACUAA
Molecule: messenger RNA, 531 nt
Organism: Magnusiomyces paraingens
Lineage: Eukaryota; Fungi; Ascomycota; Dipodascomycetes; Dipodascales; Dipodascaceae
Exons: 1
Coding region: 1-531 (176 amino acids)
Molecular function (GO): acireductone dioxygenase [iron(II)-requiring] activity
Source: RefSeq, a predicted model, not a curated record